Molecule: messenger RNA, 3656 nt
Organism: Pangasianodon hypophthalmus (striped catfish)
Lineage: Eukaryota; Metazoa; Chordata; Actinopteri; Siluriformes; Pangasiidae
Gene: bnip2
Product: BCL2 interacting protein 2
Exons: 12
Coding region: 612-1979 (455 amino acids)
Biological process (GO): apoptotic process
Cellular component (GO): cytoplasm
Source: RefSeq, a predicted model, not a curated record
ACACUUUUGUUGUUGUUCCUUGCAGUUUCGUUGUGGAGUCUUAGGAAGAGUCGCCGCUAAUCAUGCUCUGGAGAUAGUGUCAGUGCGGCUCGUGUUCUGUCCAGCAGUGAAUAAUGUCGUAAAGAUAAGAGCUCAUUUGUGGAAUCUGGGUGAUAUUUUGGCCGCAUGGGUCUCGGAGAGCUUGCUGUUCAGUGUGCUGUAAGUGUCAGUUCCUGUCCGUCAGCAGUCCAGCUGAGAGCUAGCUGAUUAGCUGAAGCGGCGUCAACACUUCUGCUGCAGGAAGGAAGAGACGGAGAAGUAGCUCAACAAAGCCGGCCACUGGACUUUGACUAAAAACGGCGAGUUUCUCAUAUUAUAUGACAGUUAGACAUGUCGGUUGCUUAUUCUGAGUGAGUUAAUAGUAAAUGUUUACUGGUGAAUUCAGUGUUAUGGUUAGUUUUUAGCUGGUAGGCCGAGCUGAAGAAUUCUUUCCAGCCUGACUCUGAUUAGCUAGGCUAGGCUAGGCUAGGCUAGCUGGUCACACUGGCUUGUUUUGGUCGGGGUGCUGGUGGAGCUUCCUGCACUUCAGCUCUUCACUUUUUUCUUAUUUAACUCGACUGUCCAGCUCGCUCAUGGCUACAGAUGCGACCGAGAGUGAAAGCAGCUUGAACCAGACUGACACUAAUAACAGGGUGAUUAAGGAGAGCAGUGGUGAAGCAGACACACCCAGAAUCAGUGCGACGCUGGAAAACAAGUCAGGUCGCGUCGCUGAACAAGGAAGCGAUGAACACGCACUGACAGCAGCCUGCACACCCACACAGGCCAUGACUUCUGCAGAUACUCCACAGGAUCCACCUGUCCUGUCCAGUUCGAGAAAACCAGAAGGUGUGCAAGAGGAAAGUUCACAUAAAGAGCAAAGUGAGGAGUCGAGACUUAUACACAGCAGCGCGCCGGUGACGCUUCCGCACGCGCACUCUGCACUGGAACAUAAUGGCAGUUUUGAGCGUCAGGAAUCAGUCAGCACUACAGAGGCUCGAUUACGAAUGGAAGGAAUGGAAUUCAAAGAGGAGUGGCAAGACGAGGACUUCCCCAGACCACUACCUGAAGAAGGGGAGAUUCACCUUGAUGAUGAACAUCUCUUCACCCACACAUCUGGAGAGGAAGAUUCUGCUCCGAACAGUGGCAAAAACACAAAGAGGAGACUGUUGGCCCCAGAUAUCAGUCUGAACCUCGAUCGUAGUGAGGGCUCUGUGCUUUCUGAUGAGCUGGAUGAAAGCACAGAGUUAGACCUGGACGGCAUGGACACCCCGUCAGACAACAGCAACGAAUUUGAAUGGGAAGAUGAUCUACCAAAACCCAAAGGCACUGACGUGCUGCAGAAAGGUGUGGAAUCAGUGACCGAAUAUUCAGCCUAUGACGAGCGUGAAGAUGGCCGACGCUGGAGGAUCUUCCGUAUUGGGGAGCAGGACCACCGGGUCGAUAUGAGGGCCAUUGAGCCCUACAAAAGAGUCAUCAGCCAUGGAGGUUACUAUGGAGAUGGACUGAAUGCUAUUAUCGUCUUUGCGGUUUGCUUCAUGCCUGAGAGCAAUCAACCAAACUAUAGAUACAUCAUGGACAAUCUUUUCAAGUAUGUAAUAGGCACUCUGGAGCUGCUGGUGGCAGAGAACUACAUGAUUGUGUACCUGAAUGGUGCCACCUCGCGCCGUAAGAUGCCCAGUGUGGGCUGGCUGAGGAAAUGCUAUCAACAGAUAGACCGGAGAUUAAGGAAGAAUCUGAAGUCUUUGAUUAUUGUCCAUCCCUCUUGGUUCAUUCGCACACUCCUGACCAUCACAAAACCUUUUAUAAGCUCCAAAUUUAGCCAAAAAAUAAAGUAUGUGUACAGUCUGGCAGACCUUGCUGAGCUUGUGCCAAUGGAAUAUGUGUCAAUACCAGAAUGCAUCAAGCAGUUUGAUGAAGAAAAAAAUAGGAAAACACGUAAAAGAUACAGAUUUGGAUGCUGACCUCAUGUAAAGUGUAGACUGAAUGGAUUGACCAAGAAAUGCAUGGCAAAGGGGAGAUGGCAGGUGCAGAGUGAAGUUGAAGAGGAAAUUGGGUGGGUUUUUUGUGUCUCUCAGCUGGAGGGAAAAAAAAAAAAAAAAAAAAAAAAUUUGUGCCUUCCAAGACUCUAUUGCCUGUUACAUGGUGGGACUUUUAUUCUUUAUUGUAUUAGUGUGCCAAACACGAGUUGAAAUCUCAAUGCUGUGCUUCAAGUAUUUUUAUAAUCUUACACACAUAAAUUCGGAGUCAGUUGUCAUUCUUGUCAGUAAUUCCUGUUGCUUCUCCCUGAUGUUCAAGGCACUUGGUUUUCAAGUUAGGUGAUGCAUGUUCUACUACGUUACAUUUAAAAUAUAUUUAUAUUCAAAUGGUGAUAAAGGAGAAAAGAUUAAUAUAUAUAUAUAUAAUUUUUUUUCUUUGGACAGUCCUUUAUGGUGUUACUUUGACUUGCUGAAAUCUCACAUCAUACCUGUUACUGUUUAUUGGUGGAAAACAUUUAGAUGUUGUAUGAGGAAAGUGUUGUUCUCUCCAUCUUUGCCUCUUAGGAAUGAUCCAAAGAAAUGGAUCAUUUCAUAAGUUUACUAUUAUAGUCGCAGAUUGUGUUGAUCUCUGUACCAUACGUUUGGGAAGGGUGUUUCUUGUCUGUUCUGUUCUUGCAAGUAAAAUGUCCACAAUACAAAAAAAAAGUCUUCCUCUUUGCCAGUAUGACUAUAAGUACCAGUAGUACACAGCAGUUACUUUAGUACAGUAUAUAAUGCAGGUCUUUAUGAAGGUAAUUGCAUUUGGAAUAGUUUGACGUUUUAUUGCAUCAAGACUCUUGAUGACCACCAGUUGUCACCAAGCAGUGAUGCACUCAGUUUGAGUCUUUAUUUGUAAAAGAAUGUACACGUUGUCACAGUUUUGGUAGUUUUCUCAAGUGUGAACUGUUUAACUGCUAGUGAUGGUUGAUAGUUCCUUUACUUCUGACAUGGUCUGACUCUCAACUGUUGAUUCAGUUUAUUGAUUUUAAGGAUCCAGUAAACAAGAUAAUUAAAUAAAGGGUAGAUUUUUCGUUGGAGUGAUGGUCAAUUUAUUAUUCGCAAGCAGUUUGCAGAAAACAUUAAACAAUCAAGUCAUCUUAAAUCUGGUUGCUAUAUUUUAACAAUUUUGACACUAAAUAAUAAAAGUAGCACUUUGCUUAAUCACCCCUUAAUCAGUUUUAGGUCAGGCUCAUGUGUUUGGAAUUACCCCAGCUAUUUCUUCUCAAGUUCAUGGGUUUUGUAGUGAAAAUGGUAAUAUUAAAGGUCAUUCUCUCACUGCAUGCAAGUAUGAUUUUGCCUGCUUCUGUAGCAAUACCUCAAAUAUUCCAACUUUUGAUUUAGAUUUUUUUUCUUUAUUGUGUAAUUUCUUUCCCUGUGCCUGUCACUAACUGCAGCUAAUUAUCUCCAUCUGUCAUCAAAGCUCUCUGUCUUAUUUUCUCCAUGAUGUAUUGAAAUGUUCUGUACAAUGUUGCUGCAUGGUUGCGCUACUGAAGCAGCAUGUGAUAAACGCACAUUGGAUUGUUCUCUGUUACACAGACCAGACCAAUGAAUGUACCACCUGUUUGCUGAUAUUCUGUAUGUUUGAAAGCGCAAUAAUACCAAUAAACAAGUACCAUUACGUUA